AUGGCCACUCCAUACCCUGAUCACCAUCACCCUCCCCAAGGCACCACCACAAACACCAAUCCCGUUUCCCUUUCCACCACCACCAGUGGCGACUCCUCUACCACCACCACCACCACCAGUACUAGCGGCGGAAGAAAAUACAGAGCCGGCAAAGGCGGCCCAGACAACAACAAGUUCAAGUACAGGGGGGUCCGCCAGCGCAGCUGGGGCAAAUGGGUGGCCGAGAUCCGAGAGCCGCGCAAGCGGGUGCGCCGCUGGCUCGGCACCUUCGCCACGGCCGAGGACGCCGCCCGCGCGUACGACCGAGCCGCCAUUAUGCUGUACGGCUCGCGAGCGCAACUCAACCUCCAACCCUCCCCCUCCUGCACCACCGCUGCCGCCUCCUCCUCCUCCUCCGCACGCGGCGGCGGCUCUUCCACCACACAAACCCUCCGCCCCUUGCUCCCCCGCCCCUCCGGCUUCACCAUCCCCUAUUACCCUUACCGCACCGUACAGUACCCUAACUUUGUACAAAACCCUUAUAACCAACAGCAACAGUACGGUGCCGCCGAUUACAAGGUUGAUGUGGGGUCCACAAAUACAACGGCAUCGUCGUCGACAUCAAUAUCGUCGUAUCAGAAUCCUUAUGAUUGUUUCCAACCGCAAAGUUAUUUGUGCGACCAGAUAAAUUCGCUUGCCGGGUCGGUGGACGCGAGCUUGUCCCUGUCUUCGACAGAUGCUGUUGCACCGGCGGUGUCUGAGCCGCCGGCAACCACCGUGGGGGUGGAGUCUCUGGUUACAUGGCCGGUGACGAAUGAUGAUGAGUAUCCCCCGGCUAGUAUAUGGGAUUAUGGCGACCCUUCAUUUGAUUUUUGA
Rhododendron vialii is the source of this 855-nucleotide messenger RNA. Its product is annotated as ethylene-responsive transcription factor ABI4. The coding region runs from base 1 to 855 and encodes 284 amino acids. The record is from RefSeq and is a predicted model, not a curated record. NCBI's taxonomy places the organism in Eukaryota, Viridiplantae, Streptophyta, Magnoliopsida, Ericales, Ericaceae. Gene Ontology annotation, biological process: response to stress; positive regulation of DNA-templated transcription. Gene Ontology annotation, cellular component: nucleus. The transcript has a single exon. Gene Ontology annotation, molecular function: transcription cis-regulatory region binding; DNA-binding transcription factor activity.